Molecule: messenger RNA, 1444 nt
Organism: Erythranthe guttata (spotted monkey flower)
Lineage: Eukaryota; Viridiplantae; Streptophyta; Magnoliopsida; Lamiales; Phrymaceae
Source: RefSeq, a predicted model, not a curated record
UACCCUUAUUGUUACAUAAUAGAAAAAUGCGAAUAAAAUAAAGGUCAAAGCUGGUGAUGAAAGCAGUCAACCGACGCCUGAUUCUGGUGGACCCUGCAACACAGGAUCUGUCCCCCCCUACCCCAAUAUUGCCAUUGGGCAUCUCUCUUAAUUUUCUUCGCCACCAUUUUCUCUCUCUCUAUUUCGAAUUUAAUUUUCUCUCUCUGAUUCAUCUGAGCACGAUUUCUCGAAAAUGGCGAACGAAAAUGGUGGCAAUGGUGAAUCGGACCAACAACAGUUGAAAACCUGCGCUGUUUUUGGUGGCAGGGGAUUUGUAGGCCGCGUCCUGGUCGAGAGGCUGCUCAGACUCGGCAAUUGGAUCGUCCGAGUUGCCGAUGCCGUUAAGUCUCCCGAACUCAAACCCUCCGAGUCGAUUCUCGCCGACGCGCUCGCCUCCGGCCGCGCCUCUUAUUUCCAGGUUGAUGUCCGUCAUAAAUCCCAAAUCAUCAGAGCUUUUGAAGGUGUUUCAGUUGUAUUUUAUAUGGAUUAUAUGGAUCCCGUCCCCACAGACUUUCAACUUUGCUACAAAAUCAUUGUUCAAGGUGCAAAAAAUGUAGUCAGUGCUUGUCGAGAAUGUAAAGUUAAAAGGCUCAUAUACAACAGUUCUGCUGAUGUCGUUUUUGAUGAUGCCCAUGAUAUACGCGGUGGAGAUGAAUCCUUGCCGUAUUCUGGCCAAUUCUGGGACAUGGUCACUGACCUUAGGACUCAAGCAGAGGCACUGGUCUUAUGUGCAAAUGAUAUUGAUGGACUUUUAACAUGUGCACUUCGUCCCUGCAAUGUGUUUGGACCUGGAGAUGGACAACUCUUACCCUUGCUAGUGAAUAUGGCCAAAUCCGCCUGGGCUAAGUUUAUUAUAGGAAGUGGAAACAACCUGUCAGAUUUCACCUAUGUGGAAAAUGUUGCCCAUGCCCAUAUCUGUGCGGAAGAAUCUCUAACAUCUCAAAUGGUUACUGCAUCUGGAAAGGUAUUUUUUAUAACUAACCUGGAGCCAAUGAAGUUUUGGGAAUUCACAACUCUUUUACUCGAGGGGUUAGGCUACCAGAGGCCUGUCAUCAGUCUUCCUGCUUGGGUGGUCCACCGCGCUCUUUUGCUUAUGAAAUUGCUACAAGCCAAGUCAGACUCCAGAAAGCUUGAUCCAUGUGUUUCUAUAUGCAAUAUUACGACUUUAGCUGUACGCACCCGGACAUUUAGUUGUUCGUCAGCUCAAAAGCAUAUUCAAUACUCACCAGUUGUUUCCAUGGAGGAGGCGGUGAAACUAACUGUUGAUUCCUUCUCUGAUUUGGCAAUAGACUCGCCUUUCAUGAGAUAUGUGGACUCCAAUGAGCCAUCAGUAGUCGAGAAGCUGUUAGGCAGUGGAAAGGUUAGUUAUAUUUUCAUUGUGGCACUAUAUUGGAGUACUAUCUCU